Closterium sp. NIES-67 is the source of this 2333-nucleotide messenger RNA. NCBI's taxonomy places the organism in Eukaryota, Viridiplantae, Streptophyta, Zygnematophyceae, Desmidiales, Closteriaceae. The record is from the annotation of a GenBank genome assembly.
CUGAACCUCAGCAGCAAGCACUUGCGUUCCGCACCGCAGCAUUCGUUCAGCAGCAAGCUUUGACUACAGUCGGCUCAAUGGUGUCCUGCCCUUCAUCAAUUACCCCCACUUAUGGUUCUUUCGUGACCUGAUAUUAUAUCAUUCGCCGUUACUAUGCGCAGUGCUUUGGCCGGCGAAAGUGUUUCUCGCCAUAUGGAGACGCGGCGGCGAGAGGAGGAGCCGACUAGGAAAACACAAGCCGCUGACUGCGACAAUGGCAGCUGCACGGAUGCGAAUUUCGUGGCCCAACGAUAAGCGGGCGGAGAAUAAACGGCUGCUGUAGUCGAAGGAUGCUCGAGGCAGUACUCAGUUAGUAGGAAGUCGUACAAUAGGCUUGCGGAAUCCGUAUUGCAGCAGAAGAACGCGCAGCAAGCGAUAUAGCUAAGACAGCAAAGACAGCGGAGACAGAGGAUUCGGCGUAGGCAGCCAAUGGAGGUGAUGACACUCGGAGCGUUGGAUGCCCGCGAAGCCCGCUAAUGCUCGUGCUCGUGCACUCGUUCGUCGCGCCUCCAACACCACCUUCCCAGCAGCUUCCCAACGCCCUCACCAGCAUCACCGGCAUCACCAGCAUCACCGGCACCUCUCACCUCUCACCCUCUCCUCAACAAUCCACUCUCUCCACGCCCAGCGCGUUCCUCUCCGCCUCCGCUGUCGCAUCCAGUCGCAUGUGAAUACGACGGUCAACAUUAAACCAAGCAUCCGAUCCCCCCACCCCCUCCUAUUCCCCGCGCCCCCAUUUCCCCGCUCUCCCCUCCUACCCCCUCUCUCUGUCUCCUUCCUCUCUCGUUCUCCCCCCCCCUGCCCUUCCCCCCUUCCCCCCAUCUCCCCCUCCCCUCCUCCCCCCUUCCUCUCUCCCUCCCCUCGUCCUACCCUCCACCUCGCGCGCCUCCCCAUGGCCGGUUCUCCCAAGCGCCGUCGCUUCUCCACCCGCCAGCGCGCCGUGAUGCGCGUGGGGUACCUCGCCAUGCUCGCCUUCUGCGCCUUCGCUGUGCGCCGCGCCGUGCACAUCCCCCAAGACCCCUCAGUCUCAGACUUUGUAUCGGAGCACACGAGUAGCAAGUGGGCAGCAGCAGCACGGGCGCAAGCAGCAGCGGCGAGGGGGAAAGGAUCAGGCGGGGGCCCCCACAAGCUGGCGGCAGCGCUGGCAGCAGCGGCAGCGGAGGGCGUGGACGAGCAGGUGCUGCAGCGCCAGAUGCGGUGGUCUGAGAGGCCUACCUCCCUGUGCUUCGGCCAUGGCAACCUCACGCUCCUCACUGUCGCACUCGACCUGCCCCAGGACUACGUGGUGCUGAUGAGACGCAACCGCCUGCUGUACUGUGCGCGCCAUGCGUGCAGGUACUGCGAGGUGUCCGUCAGCCUGGACUUCGUGCGCCCCCAUGCCUGGUCCAAGGUCCGCGCCAUGCUGCUGGUGCUCUCCUUCGCGGAGACCGUGGUGCACAUCGACGCGGAUGCGCUCAUCCUCAACCACACGCUCUCCUUCCACUCCCUGCUGGACCUGCCGCCGCCCUACAACACGAGCGCCAGCGACAUUGUCUACACCAUGGCGUAUCGAUACGGGCGGUAUGCUGAGCCGAGAGACGACUCGCACGUCAACACGGGGGUGUAUGUCGUGCACAGCACGCCUUGGGCCAAGUCAUUCCUGGAGGCGCAGUACCAGUUCUACCACUCGUCCAUCCGGCCAGAGUUCUGGGACCAUGAUGCCAUCGACCUGUACCGGCUGAAGCACGCACACGACUUCCAUGCACACGUCAGCAUCAUUCCGUACAGGUACAUGAGUGUGCCCUGCAGCCACACUCAGAAUGAGUACACGCCAGGGGACUUCAUAGUGCACUAUGCAGGCGGCCACAACAUUGGCAAGUACGAACGCCUCUCCAAGCUGUUUCUAGAGUAGACACUAACCCAAGCUAAGUGAAGUGUAGCUAAGCCACACCCACCUACCUCACCUUAGCCCUCCAGUGUCCCUCUCCCAUGCCACCACCACCACCACUACCUCCCUCCCUUCCUCUCUCCCACCUUCGUCCUACGCAUUUUGAGACGCCUCAAAGGACGUCUUUUAUACCCUUCCUCUCUCCCAGCAUCGUCCUAUGCUUAGUGGUGGGUGUGCGUGGCGACUCCCUGAUUCCUGAUGCUACUGUAUGGCACCUGUGGGCGCUGCCUCAUGCGGUGUGCAUCUGGUGUUCGAAUAGAAGAUUGUCUAGCAUACGGCAACCGGUGUAGCAGUAUGUGGGCCAGGAGCUACAAGUUACAAGGUGCCAAGUGCAACAAUGCACACGUUUUGUAUUGGAUUCCACAUA